GCCGGGGCAGGGCCGGGCGCCCGCCCGCCGGCGGAGAGACGGGCCCACCCACGGGGCAGGGCAGAGCGAACCCUGGCCGCCAUUGGCUCACCUCUGGUGCCAGUUAUCGGGAGGGCCAGCCGCCCCUGGGGAAGAUGCAAUAGACAGAGGCAGCAGGCCAGCACUGUGGAGAGCAGAAUUUGAAGCCAACAAAUAGGAGUUAUAUGCUGAUGCUAGCACUGACAAACAACUCAGGCAAAAGAGAUCAUGACAGAGCAGGAAGCCAUCAGGAAGCUCGUGAUUUUCUUGCAGGAAUGGGAUAGUGCCCACCAAGUUGCUUGAAGACACAUCCUGGACAACUUCAUAGAAAGCAGUGAUGGCAAGGCAGGAGCAAAGCUGGAGUCCUCCCAGGGUACCAGCUUGUUUCUGUCUCAUCUAACAGCAUAGCUCAGAAUGACAUAUCUGUUUCCUUGGACAGCUGCAGGUGGUAGUACAUGCCUUAACAAGCUAUUCAAGUCCAUCGGUAUCUUCUCGUCUGCUGCAAAUGGGCACAGAUACCAUACUGAAUUUUUGGAGAUUGGAGGUAUCAUGCUUCUGGAAAUACUGGGACUGAACCACCUGAAAGCAGAGGACAAAAGAGAGUCUGUAAAGCUGCUGCAGCUCAGUACUGAUGCUGGCAGGAAGCAUAAGGAGCUCAUUUGUGAAAGCUACGAAAUGCAAUCUCUCAUCAAGUUCCCGGUCGUUUCGAAGUCAACAGAGGAACAAGAAGAUGUGAAGGUUCUACUGGACCCCCUGAGCUGCAGGAACCCCAAGUACCAGAACCAAGUCUACAAAGGUGUCAUUGCAGCACUACUGUAAAGCUGGCCCUGCAGACACUGAGGGUCAUGCAGGUGAGCAGCAGGCCAUGUUGGGGGACACUAAAGAGCACUGACACUAAAAGACUGAUCCUUCCUGCUCUGGCAGGAUCUGUGCUGGUCUCUGCGUUAUUGGAAGCUGCACUAUGCUAAGAAAAAGACAACUUUUAGUGUGAA
Messenger RNA from Pogoniulus pusillus (Red-fronted tinkerbird), 1010 nucleotides. RefSeq names its product armadillo like helical domain containing 1 (gene ARMH1). NCBI's taxonomy places the organism in Eukaryota, Metazoa, Chordata, Aves, Piciformes, Lybiidae. The transcript has 6 exons. The record is from RefSeq and is a predicted model, not a curated record.